GGCGGCGGGCAGGCUGAGCGGCGGCGUGAGGCGGCGGCGGUGGGGAGCUGGCAGCCCGGAGCCGGCAGCCCGCGGCCGGGCCGGCGGCUGGGGGAGCGGGACGGGGCCCCCGCGGCCGCCCCGCUGGUCCUUCGCGUUCCCGGGUGGCGCUGAGCGCUCCGCGUCAAAGGGUUGGGCCCUCCGUCGGAGGCAGACGGUCUCCUUCCUUCUGUCGCGACAGGACGCGCGCCCCCGCCGUGCCCCGCCGCUGAUACCGCCGUUCGCCCCCUCCCCGAGAGCGCCCCGGCGGGGCGCGGGAUGGUGCGGCGGGCGCUGCCCCUGCUGCCGUGACGGGGCCGCGCCGCUGCCCCGUGCCUCCCCCCCGGCAGCGCCGGGCAUGCCGCUGCCCGCCCGCCCCGCCGCCCGCUGCCGUCAGCUGGCCCCCGCGGGCCCCGGGAUGGGCCCCGGGAGCUGAGCCGCCGGGGAGGCCGGGGGAAGCGACGGGGAGGAUGAGCCACGUGGGGAGCCCGGUGAGAGCCUAUGAUUUCCUGCUGAAAUUCCUGCUGGUGGGGGACAGCGACGUGGGCAAGGGGGAGAUCCUGGCCAGCCUGCAGGACGGGGCCACCGAGUCGCCCUACGGCUACAACCUGGGUAUAGAUUACAAGACUACAACGAUUCUUCUGGAUGGCCGACGAAUCAAGCUACAGCUCUGGGAUACAUCAGGACAAGGGAGAUUCUGCACUAUAUUUCGGUCUUAUUCAAGAGGUGCUCAGGGAGUAAUACUAGUGUAUGAUAUUACAAAUCGAUGGUCAUUUGAUGGAAUCGAUCGAUGGAUAAAAGAAAUAGAUGAGCAUGCUCCUGGUGUACCAAAAAUCCUCGUUGGAAAUCGCCUUCACUUAGCCUUCAAGCGCCAAGUGUCUACUGAACAAGCACAAGCCUAUGCUGAGAGGCUGGGCAUGACUUUUUUUGAAGUCAGUCCACUUUGUAAUUUCAAUAUUACAGAGUCCUUUACUGAGCUAGCAAGAAUAGUAUUGAUGAGACAUGGAAUGGACAGGCUCUGGAGGCCGAACAAGGUACUGAGUCUGCAGGACCUUUGUUGCCGUGCCAUAGUUUCCUGUACCCCUGUGCACCUUGUGGACAAGCUCCCUCUCCCUGUUGCCUUAAGAAGCCACCUCAAAUCUUUCUCCAUGGCAAAUGGCCUUAAUGCCAGGAUGAUGCAUGGACGCUCGUACUCCCUCACAUCCAGCAACAUCAAUAAAAGGAACAGCUUAAAGAAAGCUAAAAUUAUCCGUCCACCACAGAGCCCACCAAAAAACUGUACCAGAAACAGCUGUAAAAUUUCUUAAGCUCUCUAUGGGAAGAGGAACCUGAAUGGAAUCCCCUCCUGUGAAGCGUGGAACACGAAGGCUCCUUGUUUAAAGGAUGAGCGUGCUCUGUGUAUGUAUCUAUAACAGUACAUAGACAAAAAUAAGGAAAGUAAGUCUUAUUUUAGAGUUUGCUCACUACAGUAAUGCUGCUUUGGAAUGAAUGACAUGUUUGGUGCAACUGAAAGAAUGUGACAUGUUGCUGUCGGAUUUUCAUACUGCAUUUUAGUUUCUGAUGUGCAUGAUGCCAUUGUUUUUACAAGUAGCUGUGUUUUCAUACAGGGGAUAAUUAUCAUCACAUUCAGUUCUUAAUUCCAUGAAAUCUGGAAAGUGACUUACUGUGUAAUUGUAUAAAAUCCUGUCUUUGCAAACUGUUAGAAAAUAUAAAAGUGUCAUUGGUUUGCAUAUUCAGGCAGAGUUUUUUAUACACAAUGUAUUGUAUACAUUGUUAAAUUCUACAAAUCGCGUGACAAUUACUGCAAUUGUGCAUUUGGAUUUUUUUCGUAAAGCUUCCUUGGUAACUUUUGAAGCACUAACUUAACUAAGCUAAAAAUGUCUAUAUAAUUAUAAUGCACAUACACAACAAGGUUUUGUCCCGUUAGUGUAUGUAAUAGAUUUGAUAAAGUUUUGGUAUGUUAUUUAAUACUUUGGGGAAUUAAUUUGUGAUUUAAAUACUUAUUUUUCUGUAAAAAAAUAUAUAUAUAAAUAAUUACAUUUUAUACCACUCUACAAGAAAGUUCUAGGAGGAAAAUGCCAAAGACCUUCUGGUAAAAGCAAUGUGACUUGAUGAGCUGCUUUAUAAGGAAAGAAUACUAUUUAAAAAAUAAUAAAUAAAUGUGUCUGAAAAAAGAAACCCUAUUAUGCUGGUUUUUAACUGGGGAAGGUUGUCUUUAUCUUCCUUUAGAAGAAUUUAAAGAACGAUAUACCUGAACUAGACACCAGGAAUGUGAAGUCAUCCUAAAAGCAUCAUGUAAUGCUUUUGAUACAUCUGUCUUCAGUCUUGUUAACUGAAAUACGGAAGAAUAAUACAUGUAAAGCCUUCCA
Falco peregrinus (peregrine falcon) is the source of this 2387-nucleotide messenger RNA. RefSeq names its product RAB40B, member RAS oncogene family (gene RAB40B). The transcript has 6 exons. Lineage: Eukaryota; Metazoa; Chordata; Aves; Falconiformes; Falconidae. The record is from RefSeq and is a predicted model, not a curated record. Gene Ontology annotation, molecular function: GTPase activity; GTP binding. The coding region runs from base 489 to 1325 and encodes 278 amino acids. Gene Ontology annotation, biological process: protein localization to plasma membrane; intracellular signal transduction. Gene Ontology annotation, cellular component: plasma membrane; endosome; synaptic vesicle.